Molecule: messenger RNA, 1885 nt
Organism: Olea europaea var. sylvestris
Lineage: Eukaryota; Viridiplantae; Streptophyta; Magnoliopsida; Lamiales; Oleaceae
Exons: 5
Coding region: 124-1749 (541 amino acids)
Biological process (GO): protein transport
Source: RefSeq, a predicted model, not a curated record
AACUGUCACUUCACCUUCAUCAUCAGCUAAAUAAAAAAUAUUGGCAUGCUCUAUUUUACUCAUUUUUUCACAAUUGAUUCAGCAGCUCUUUAUUUCUCCAAGAACUAAAGCAUAUAUUCGAAAAUGUUUGAUAUCCUUUUUGGAUGGAGAAAAGCUUCUAAAUGUAAGAAACUUAUACGAAGUGCUCAGUGUCGUCUGAAACUGCUCAAGAGCAAGAGGAGUUGUAUCGUAAAGCAGUUGCGCACAGAUGUGGCCGAGCUUCUUCGACAUGGGCAUGAAAAAAGUGCCUUUGACAGGGUUGAGCAGCUAUUGAAAGAUGAAAGUAUGGUGGAAGUAUAUGAUCUAAUUGAGAAAUUUUGUGAAUUUAUAAUCAACAACCUUUGCUACAUCCGCAAACACAAGGACUGUCCGAACGACAUUAAUGAAGCAGUGUCGACUCUCAUAUUUGCAUCAGCAAGACUUGGCGAUCUACCAGAACUGAUAACCAUUAGGAAACUCUUUCAGGAGCGUUAUGGUCAGAGAUUCGCAAGUGCUGCGCUUGAAUUACACCACGGAAAUCUUGUAAAUCAUCAGAUUAGGGAGAGCAUUUCCAAACAAAAUGUGCCAGAUGAAGUGAAGUUCAAACUGUUAGAUGAAAUUGGGAGGACUUGUGUUGAGCCAGGGCUGCUGUUGCUUGAAUACAAACCCGAGUUGCUAGAAGAAUCGGUAACCACACCUAUAGGCAAUAAGUUAUCGAGUAGUGAUUUUCAGAAACAUAAUGACGACAAUGGCCUUGAAAUACCGGUUACCAACAUUGAAGGGAUGCGAGGAAAAACUGUAUACAUUGAUCUGUUAUCCGAGAAGCAAACAAUUUUGAAAAGUCCGUGCGAUUCUUACAAGUUUACAGCAGUCCAAAACUCUGCUCACAUUAUAGAAGAGAAACUAGUGAAGUCUUUACAGCAUAAUGAUAUGGCUAAAUUUGCGGUUUCAGAGUUUACUGGUGAAACUAAUGGUGGAGGCAUGGCAGACGAGUCUUCUUCAGAAACGUCAGUUCGACUACCAGAAGAAAUGAUAUAUCUUGAUGAUAUUGAGGAAUUCGUGUCUCCAUUGAGCAAAGACGGAAAUUGCCAAGAUCAAAGAUUAUUCAUGUUCAAAUCAUCUGCCGUUGCCUUGAAACCCGAAAUAGAUUAUGCUAUCGAGGCAAAUAUCAUUCCUCGUCAUGACAAGGUAUCAACGAAAUCGAGGAAAACUAGGAAGGCAGGUAGAAAAAGAUUGAGAAGAUCAGUUUCAAUAGAAAACAGAGAUGUGAACGAUGUUGAGUAUGCAAGUUACUACGGUGAAAGAUUAUCAAAUUACAAGACGAAAUCUCUUAAUCGGAGAAAGCAUCAGAAGAAGAUUCCAGUCGAAGACAAGAAUGGAAGGCAAGAAAAUGAGAACUUCACUUGUUCUUCCGAAGUGAAGAGCAACUUAAGUUUUGUCAAGUACAGAGAGAAAGAAUUAAGAUGUAGAAAAACCGCAAUCUCCAAGACGUUUACAGUGCAUAGUCUAUACGAAGAAAGGGAUGAGCAAUCCCAUUUAAGGGCAAUGAGUAUGCCCUUGGAAAGGCCUAAAGAAAAUCCUACAGAGAACGUUUUAAGGUAUCAGUCUUUCCCAAUUCAACAAAGUAAAGGAUCAUCUUGUUAUCGCCAUAUCCACCCAAAGCUUCCAGACUAUGAUGAACUAGCAGCCAAAUUCAUGGCUCUCAAAAAAGCAAAUUUCCAACCUAUUUGAUCUGUAUUUUUUCUCAACAGCUCUUUCUUUUUGUAUUUACUUAAUAGGAAAUUCAUGGCUUAAUUUUCUGUAUAUGUGAUGUAGCCGGACAAAGAAUUGUGCUAUUGUAGUAUAUAGAUUAGGGGUUUGUUUGAGC